GGAGGGGGCGGACUAGGGACGAGGACAAGGGCUAAGGGCUAAUGUCUUUGGAGAAAGGGGUUCCGUUUGGACAUCCGCUCUGGGACAUGAGGGAGUGGCUGGGUAAGCCGCAAAGGGCGGCGAGGGGGCGCGACAGGGCCCGCGGCCAGGGCGCCCGAGGCCAGGCGCGGACCCGCGGGCGGUCGCAACUGGAGCCUGGAAGCAGAGGGCCGCAGACGAUGCGAGAAAAAUUGUGGAUGCCCUGGAACGGGCUCAUUGUGAUCGGGAAGAGAAUGGAGCUCCUGGGUAGAAACACGCAAAAGCCUAGGAUGUGGGACCCGAAGCUUGAGUCUGAGGACUGGAGACUGGAAGAUGUGGAAAAGGCAGUCUUGAGAGGAAAGUCAGGCCGGAGUCAGGAAAGGAUGGAUGUGAAACGAGUGCGCAGUGUAGCAAGUGCAGUACAGGCUUCCGCGGGUUUGCGGAAAGACAACUCCAAGGAGGUGUGGGGAAAGCAAGAAGUCAGACACGAAAUAGGGGCUGAAUCUGAGAAUGCAGGGACUACAGCGGGGUCUAGGGGGGGACCUGGGUUUAAAGAGAGGUUCAAGUUUACUGGAGUGGGAACCAGUGGAGAGGACUCGAGAUCCAGAGGAUACGAACUAGGGCAGAAUGCGGAGGAGCUGAGGUCAAGUGGAGAGAAGCUGAGGUCAGGUGGAGAGAAGCUGAGGUCGAGUGGAGAGAAGCUGAGGUUGAGUGGAGAGAAGCUGGUGUUCAGCGGGGAAAGGCGGGGAUCCAGGGGAGAGAAGCUGGGGACUAGUGGAGAGAAAUUGGAGGGUUCAAGAAUGGGGAGCAUAAAUGAAGAGAAAAUUGAAAGAGUGAAAGUUACUGGUGAUGAAAGAUUGAUAGAAAUUACUGAUGCUGAGAUGGACAUUCCUUUUGAAAAGGUAGAGGAGAACAAUGAAGAGAUUGAGGAAGGGGUGGGGGUUGAGGAGGAUGUCUUGGAUGAAGUGAAUUAUAAUACUGAUUAAUCCAUUUCUAUGGAAGAGAGAUUAUAGACAAAGGUACCAGUGAAUGAGGCAGAUGAAGGAUUUAAGGUAAAGAAGGAAAGAGAAGCAGAUAGGGGAAGUAUUGCAAGUCAGAGAGGAGAAAUUAGAGACAAGCAGAACGUUACUGACCCUGAAGGGGUAAAUAUGAGAGGGAAAGGAGAGCAUCUUUGCCUAAGAGAAGAGAGAGUGGGAAUGAAGAGCUCCUGGGGAUGAAGGCGGAGACCAGGACCAAAGGAAGUGAAGAAGAGUGAUAAAGAAGGAAAUGGAACAUUUUGAGAAGAAAGAGAAGAUUCGUUAAUGUGUUGAUAGGUAGAGGAAGAGUGGACAUUGGUUUCUUGGAAAAGAACUGUGACUGAGGAGCUUAUAGAGAAAUGUUUGAGAAAUGGAUUUAGGAUAGGCUAGAAGGAUUUAGCUUAACACAUGAUUGGGUUUAUGAGAUGUAGGAGAAUGCAUAGUGAGAAAAAUGGAAAGGUACAGCAGGGUAAGGAUAGGUCAUGGAGGUUGUGGACAGAGAUGCAGGCUGGAGUGCAGUUUCUGAGAGAGGAUCCUAAAGAAUAAUGAAGGGCUCCAAAGUGACAAAGGCAAGAGCAGAGAUAAGAAAAAAAAGAAGUGAAGAAAAAAACCUCAUUUUGGUCAACCACAUCAUCUAAUAGCUUCCAAAGAAAGUAACCACGGGAGGUCUCUGCCUUCCCAAGACCAUCCACUGCUGGCCUCCUCUGGUGAUUAUCUGAGUACCGAGAAAUUGUUGCCUUUCUCAUAAGAAGCCUGCACAGGCACCAGGUCAAGACGAGCAGUUUUCGGUUGUGUGGGUCUGUCUCUCAGAUUGCGCCUCGCUGUAUAUAAAUUGUGAGCCAAAUAAUCAGACUUGUUCUUUGGCUGGAUUACAUUUUCUCCUGGAAUAUCAGAUGCAUUCCACCAAGACCACAGGAAGAAAAAGUGAAGAUCAAGAAGCUGUGACGCCGCUUUGUAAGCACAGAUAUUUUCAAUCAUCUGGGUAGUUACAACUUUACAUUCUAUAUAAAAUAUCCUUUUUUACUAAGCUUAACCGAAAUGCACACAUCACAGGCAAUUGAGAGUUCCUGAGUGAGUUUAUGUAUCUUUAUUAUUGUUUCUUUGCAUAUUCCCAAAGAUCCCUGUUUCUAACAACAGGUUGUAUUAAAAGUGACAUCAUUGUUUGGCUUUUGUUCAA
Delphinapterus leucas (beluga whale) is the source of this 2211-nucleotide messenger RNA. The record is from RefSeq and is a predicted model, not a curated record. NCBI's taxonomy places the organism in Eukaryota, Metazoa, Chordata, Mammalia, Artiodactyla, Monodontidae.